Cyclospora cayetanensis is the source of this 2178-nucleotide messenger RNA. RefSeq names its product vesicle-fusing ATPase. The record is from RefSeq and is a predicted model, not a curated record. Lineage: Eukaryota; Apicomplexa; Conoidasida; Eucoccidiorida; Eimeriidae. Gene Ontology annotation, cellular component: Golgi stack. The coding region runs from base 1 to 2178 and encodes 725 amino acids. The transcript has 10 exons. Gene Ontology annotation, molecular function: ATP binding; ATP hydrolysis activity. Gene Ontology annotation, biological process: Golgi to plasma membrane protein transport; SNARE complex disassembly; intra-Golgi vesicle-mediated transport.
AUGACACAUAUCCUCAGAGCCACCAAACUGUCGGCGCCCGGUUUGGCCUUCACAAACCUGGCCUACGUGCAUCCUGAGGUGUAUGAGGAGCUUUUGACGCAUAGUGGGCAUGGGAGCCGGCGUUCGCCAGGGCAAGCGCUGCGUCCCGUGCAGUGCCAUGUCGGUUCAAUCGUCCUUGGAGUAAUGCCGGAGCCCUUGCUGCAGAAGGGGGAUAUAGGGCUCAGCACUUGUCAUCGGGACAGUACGCGCCUGCAGUUGGGAGAUGCCGUUCACGUUCGCGUUUUCAUCCCGCCGACCCCCAAACCGAUCAUAGGCCUCAUGCAGAUCGAGGUGUCCACAUACCUCAAACCCGCCGAGCGGAUUUGCGUCAAGGAUGAUGUCAUCGAGGAAGAUUUCCGCACGUCUUUUUGCGGCCAAAAUUUUACCGUGGGUCAGUCGAUGGCGAGACGGCUUGGGAAGGAGACGCUUAAGCUGACCGUUCUGCAGAUGAUUCCAGUAGAGACAACAGGCGACAAGAGGAUGGCGCCAGUGAGCUCCUUUGCCGAAUUGUCGGAGAACAGUGAGCUGGUAUUCGCUGGUGAUUCGGAGGGUCGGGUGUACGUCCAGUCGAAAAAGGUCCUCCCAUCUCCUCUCGUCGCCCCAGACUUCUCAUUUCAGAAAUUAGGAAUCGGUGGCCUGGACCGGCAAUUCUCGGAGAUCUUCCGGCGAGCCUUUUCAAGCCGAGUGUUUCCCCCUCACUUGGUGGAGGAGUUGGGUCUUAAGCACGUCAAGGGCCUCAUGCUGUACGGGCCUCCGGGUACUGGUAAGACCUUGAUUGCUCGCCAGAUUGGGAGGGCCCUCAAGGCUCGAGAGCCGAAGGUUGUGAACGGCCCCGAGAUCCUGAACAAGUUUGUUGGGCAGUCCGAAGAGAAUGUGAGGGCGCUGUUCAAGGAGGCUGAGGAGGAAGAGAAGAAGAAGGGCGCCGAAUCUGGACUGCAUAUCCUCAUCUUUGAUGAGUUGGAUGCCAUCUGCAAGCAGAGGGGAGCCAACCCCGGAGGCGCAGGGGUCACGGACUCCGUUGUGAACCAGCUGCUCUCCAAGAUUGACGGAGUGAACGCCUUGAACAACAUUUUGCUGAUUGGCAUGACCAAUCGAAUCGACUUGAUCGAUGAGGCACUGCUGCGGCCAGGGCGUUUCGAGGUGCUCAUCGAAAUCGGCCUUCCCGACGAGAAGGGGCGACAACAGAUUUUAAUGAUCCACACGCAGGCCAUGCAGGAGGCCAAGAGACUGGAUCCUUCAGUCGAUUUAGCGGUCUUGGCGGAGAUUACGAGAAACUUCUCUGGCGCAGAGUUGGAGGGCCUCGUCCGAUCCGCGGCCUCCUUCGCCUUCCAGCGGGCCGUUGAUCUGAAGGAUCUCUCCAAGCCCGCAGACGCCUCAGCUAUCAAGAUCACGAUGCAGGACUUCGAGAACGCGCUAGAAGAAGUGAAGCCUGCUUUCGGAUCGCACAACGAAAGCCUUUCGAGGUGCACGCGAAACGGGAUCAUCUGCUUCAGCGAAGACUGCAAACGACUGCAGCAAACAUGCCUUACAUUGGGGGCUCAGGCGAGGGACAGCCCGCACACUCCAGUUCUUUCCUUGCUCCUGCAUGGCCCUCCCGGCAGCGGAAAAACAGCGCUUGCCGCGUCGGUUGCAAAGCUGUUGGGGUUCCCAUUCACGAAGCUCGUGACAGCCGAGUCUUGGGUGGGCCUGCCCGAGUCGGCAAGAGUCAACUUGUUGAACAAGGCCUUCCAGGACGCCUACAAGUCAGACAUGUCCUUGGCUCUGGUUGUCCUUGUCAAAAAGCAGCCUCCCCGGGAAGACGGCAAGCUGAUGAUCAUUGGAACCACCUCAGAGCCAGAAUUCAUCAAAGAGUCUGGGAUAGCAAAGGCCUUCAACGUUUGCCUGGAGGUACCACCCGUACGGGGGCCCAAGCAAAUUGGAGCGGCUUUAAGAGACCACAGCGCAGACCGCUAUUGUUUUCCAGAGGCAGAGAUCGAGCAGGUUUGCAUGUCAGGGGAUUUAGAGACGAUUCCCAUCAAGCAGCUUCUGAUGGUCACUGAAAUGGCCGCGGAGAAGUGCAAACCAGGUCCGAUUCAGGCCGAGACAUUCAUCAGUUGUUUAAAGGACUGUGGCCUAGACAACUUCUGUGGGAUGUAUUAA